AGAGGCAAAGAACGGAGGAGCCUUCCGCUGCUGAAAACCCAAAGGCAAUCAAAGAGUAAAUUAGAGCAUCUCAAAGGACGUGUUUGGUUGCUUGCAUGAGGCCCAGCCUGGCCCGGGCGGGAAGAAUUUGGCCCGUUUGGUUUCCUGCAUUCAUUGUGCGGCCCGCAUCGCACGAAGCUUAAAGCACGUCCAGGCCAGGUCCAGGGGCAACGCACAAAUCGGCGGUAGCUCGCAAGCCUGGCCAGGGCGAGGCAGCGGAGGGCGACGCGCUUCUCCCCUCGUGCGAGCAGGGGAGAUGGCGCGAGCUCGCCCGCGUCGCCGAAAAAUCGGCGGGAGGAUUUCGGCUCACCUCCCGCCGCUCCACCCCCUAUUUAGCCCCUCCCUCACCGCCCCAACUCCCGCCACCAUUCUUCCUCCGUUCGCGCUUUCCCGCCGACGCGCAUCGGCACCGACGAGCAGGUAAGCGGCGCAUCUUCAUCGGCCGGUUGUCCACGGCGUUGGAGCUCCUUCACUGGCCGGCGUUCAUCUUCCACCACCGUCCCCCCUCGUCCUCAAGCUGCAGCCAUGGCCUCUGACAUGACCACGCAGACGCAAGAUCUUAGUCUGGCCCUUGUCGUGUCCGACAGCCAGUUUGCUCCAUCGUUUGUCGAGGACUCGCAGCCUAUGUCCGAGAUGGCACCUGAUUCAGAGGUGUUCGAGUCUGAUUCCCUCUAUGUGUCAGUAGUGCUCGUUGAGCCAACUAAUACUGCUGCUGCUGCCGCUGCACUCAAGCUAGCAGCAGCAAAGGCAAAGAAGGAUAGUAGGUCGAACAACAUGAAGUGGCAGCCGUUCAUGUCCACGUUCGUGCUGAACAAGAUGUGUGAACUCAUCUCUAGUGGAGUUAGGACUGACAAGGGCUUCAAGGAGGUGCACUUGAACACCGUUGCGAAGCAGGUGUUCGAGUUCUGUGGGCAAGAGGUGUCUGCCACCCAGGUGUACAACCACCUGAGGAAGUAGAGAAGUCGAUAGAUCCAAGUGUCCAAGCUGAGAGACCUUAGCGGCGUCUCAUGGGAUGAGAACACUUGCUCAAUAGUUCUGGAGGCAGAGCACUACGCCGGCCAUGUCGCGGACCACCCAAGGGACGCUGAGUUCCUCAACACACCCAUUCAGAACUACAACCAGAUGCAGCACAUCUUCUCCUUCGGGCUGGCAACUGGGAAGCAUGCCAUGGGCUCGGGGGAGCCUCUUGGUUCUCCCAUGCCUGACUUCCCUGGGACCCUGGACGUCGAGAUCCUUGAUGGCCCUGACAAGCCCGCUGCGAAGCCCUUCGACAAGCCAUUUGACCCCGUUGAUAGAAAGAGGAAGAGAGGAGGCCUGAUGGAGGAGGAGAUCAAUGUCUUCCGCAGCACGACUGAGGCGGUGAAGGAGGUGGCAACAGCCAUCAGGGAGUGCAAGCCCCUCGACGUCCACCCUAACCUGUAUGGCGCUGUCAUGACCCAGGGUGGCUUCAGCGACGAGGCUCUCAUGGCAGCUCUCAGCCACCUGCUUGACAACAAGGCCCAUGGUGUUGGGUUCGUUGCCAUGGUCGACGCUCACAGGAUGAUGUGGCUCAGGAGCUGGCUGGGCAAGCACUACUACUAGAGUAGUGCUGCCUGUGAGCGUGCAUGAUCCGCGACGGCGAUGGUGGUGGCGACGACGACGAUGAUGACGAUGACGACGUACAUUUUGUGUAGCUAGGGCUCAAAAACUAUUUGAUGGUCUGUAUAUUUUGGUGAGGUGGUAUAUACUAACCCCUCACGGUGACGGUGAACUUGCGGUGGUAGGACGACACCCUCUUUUGGAUGU
This is a messenger RNA of Triticum aestivum (bread wheat), 1824 nucleotides long. RefSeq lists its product as uncharacterized. The transcript has 3 exons. The record is from RefSeq and is a predicted model, not a curated record. NCBI's taxonomy places the organism in Eukaryota, Viridiplantae, Streptophyta, Magnoliopsida, Poales, Poaceae. The coding region runs from base 565 to 996 and encodes 143 amino acids.